Nelumbo nucifera (sacred lotus) is the source of this 1401-nucleotide messenger RNA. RefSeq names its product gibberellin 3-beta-dioxygenase 1-like. The record is from RefSeq and is a predicted model, not a curated record. Lineage: Eukaryota; Viridiplantae; Streptophyta; Magnoliopsida; Proteales; Nelumbonaceae.
GUGUCUAUGCAUCUAUUUAUACGUAGGCGUCAACAGCUCGCUCUAGUAGAGCAGUUCCUCUUCUUCUUUUCUUCUGGGUCUUCUUCAGUUCACCCACCACUGAUUCAUCAUUCAUACAAGGAUCAGUCUGGUCUUACCUUACCCUCCUUCAAAAUCACCAUGCAAUCAGUCUCAGAACUCAGCAGCAACUCUCACCCUUCAAACCUCGACCACAUUACUCCCAUUGACUUCGAGUCCAUCAAAGAGGUGCCUGAGUCAUUCAUCUGGCCGUUGCUCAGUGACUACCCAUCCUGCAACUCAGCUGAUAUCGAACCAGUCCCCUCCAUUGACCUCUGUGACCCUAAAGCCACAAAGCUGAUGCGCCGAGCAUGCGAGCGGUCUGGUGUCUUCCAAAUCACCAACCAUGGCAUCCCCACACGCCUUCUUCACAAGCUUGAGUCCCAAGUCUGGCGCCUCUUCUCUCUCCCUACUGGCCAGAAGCUUAAGACCUUGCGAUCACCAGACGGUUUCACAGGCUAUGGCCUGGCUAACCAUUCUUCUUUCUAUCCAAAGCUUCUCUGGUCAGAGGGCUUCACCAUUUUUGGCUCCCCAGUUGAACAUGCACGCCAACUCUGGCCUCAAGACUACACCAACUUCUGUGAUGUUAUAGAAGAAUACCAGAAGGAGAUGAGCAAGCUAUCAGGGAGGCUCACGGUGCUCCUGCUUAAUUCACUAGGAUUAACUACAGAUGAUCUUGAAUGGGUUGGGGCGACCGGCGAAAUCAAUGGCGCACGCUCCGCGCUCCGGCUGAACUCCUACCCGCCUUGCCCGGAGCCGACCCGGGCUAUGGGCCUAGCACCUCACACAGAUUCAUCCCUGUUCACAGUUAUAUAUCAAAACGGCACCACUGGUCUCCAAGUGUCAGUGGAAGGGGUUGGGUGGGUAACUGUUCGUCCGGUGACGGGUGCCCUGGUUGUCAACGUUGGUGACAUUUUACAUAUCAUCUCUAACGGCCGGUUUGUGAGCUCGGUUCAUCGUGCAGUUGUGGACCGAGCCCAGCAUCGUCUGUCCAUUGCUCACUUUUAUGGGCCCCCAGUGAAUGCCCAACUCUCCCCAGCAAAGAAGCUGGUUGACCCACCGGAUCAUCCCAUUCUCUACCGGACUGUGACGUCGCAGGAGUAUCUUGCCAUCAAGGCAAAGCAUUUCGACAAGGCGCUAGCUUUGAUUCGCCAUGCAUAAUAUAUACAAGGGAUGAGAUUGAGAUAUUAAUCUUCAACAUUCAACUGUUGUCUGUUGGUUUGGUCUACAUUAAUAAAUAUAAAUAUAAAGAAUCGGUUCUUCUUAUCCAAUUAAUGUAAAUGUAAAAGCCCAGUCCCCGGCCGGCCAGUGGGGGAUCAAAUCAAAUAAUGAAAUUUAGCUAAU